Molecule: messenger RNA, 1893 nt
Organism: Leptopilina boulardi
Lineage: Eukaryota; Metazoa; Arthropoda; Insecta; Hymenoptera; Figitidae
Gene: Hpd
Product: 4-hydroxyphenylpyruvate dioxygenase
Exons: 14
Coding region: 76-1683 (535 amino acids)
Biological process (GO): L-tyrosine catabolic process
Cellular component (GO): Golgi membrane; endoplasmic reticulum membrane
Molecular function (GO): lactoylglutathione lyase activity; metal ion binding; 4-hydroxyphenylpyruvate dioxygenase activity
Source: RefSeq, a predicted model, not a curated record
UUUAUAUGGCCAUUUACUGGAGAGCAAACAAACCGGCUAAAUUAUUAAUGGCAGUUAUUAAUAAUUAGUUCAUUAAUGAUAUUUAUAAUAAUAAAUAUGGUUUUAUUUUGUUGUAUUGUUGGAUGUCGACAGCGAGGUUAUAACCCUGAUAAAAAAGUGUCAUUUUAUAGAAUUCCAGCUGUAAUCAGUGAAAAUAAUAGAAAAUACAGAGCAGUUUAUCUAAAGCAAAAAUAUAGAGUUAGUGAUUUUUUUAGUCAAACUGCAGAACAAUAUAUUCAAUUGUCAAAACUCAGACAGGAAAAAUGGAUAGAAGUAAUAAAACGUGGUGAAUUGAGUGAUUCACAGCUUAAAUCGUAUCGAGUAUGCUCAAGACAUUUUAUAACAGGACGUCCAGCUGAAUUAGCCGAUAUUGAAAAUCCAGAUUGGGUUCCAUGUAAGGAUCUUGAUCUUAAAACUAAAAAAAAGAUAUCUAAAAAAACUAAAAAAAAGGGAAAGGAAAUAAUUAUCUUACACGAUGGUGAUCACCUUUACAGUAAAAGAACUACAUACACCGAUAAAGGACCAAAGCCUGAAGGUGGAAAAUUUGUCUGCUUUGAUCAUAUCAAAUUCUGGGUUGGAAAUGCCUUACAAGCCUCGAGCUUCUAUUGCACCAGACUUGGUUUCCAACCAUUGGCUUAUCGGGGUUUGGAGACAGGAUCGAGGAGUACGGCAGCCCACGCAAUAAGACAAAAUGACAUUAUAUUUGUAUUUGAAUCCCCUUACGAACCAGACCAUGAGGAAAUGGCAAUACAUCAUUCUCAGCACGGCGAUGGGGUCCGAGAUGUUGCUUUCAGAGUAGAGGAUAUUCACUCAAUUAUAAGGAUCGCAAAAGAAAAGGGAGCAAAAAUUGUACAAGACAUUACCGAAGAAACUGACGAAUAUGGAACAGUAUUGCUUGCAACUAUUCAAGUUUAUGGAGACACUCUGCAUACAUUCAUUGAUAGAACAAAUUAUAAUGGAUUCUUUUUACCUGGAUACAGAGAAGAAACAGCCAAGGAUGAAAUAGCAGAAUUAUUACCACCAAUCAAUUUGAAAUUCAUAGAUCAUAUUGUUGGAAAUCAACCUGAUAAGGGCAUGGAACCUGUUGCUGAUUGGUACGAAAAAUGUUUACAAUUUCAUAGAUUUUGGUCUGUUGAUGAUUCUCAAUUACACACUGAAUAUUCAGCAUUACGUUCUAUUGUCAUGACAAAUUGGGAAGAAACUGUCAAAUUACCAAUUAAUGAACCAGCACCUGGUUUAAAACGUUCACAAAUUCAAGAAUAUGUCGAAUAUUAUGGUGGUCCAGGAGUUCAACAUAUUGCUCUUAACACGAGUGAUAUUGUUACUGCAAUUGUAAAUUUACGCAAAAGAGGAAUGGAAUUUCUUACUGUUCCCGAUACAUAUUAUGAUUUGUUGAGGACACGUCUACAAGAUUCUUCUACAAAAAUAGCAGAAGAUUUGAAUAUUUUGCAGAAAUUAAAAAUUUUAGUUGACUAUGACGAAAAUGGAUAUUUAUUACAAAUUUUCACAAAAAAUAUGCAGGAUAGACCAACUUUAUUUAUAGAAGUUAUACAACGACACAAUCACAAUGGUUUUGGAGCUGGAAAUUUCCAAGCAUUAUUUGAAGCUAUUGAAUUGGAGCAAGAAAAACGGGGAAAUUUAUAAUUUUCAAACAUCACGCGCAAAAAAAAUUUUUUUUGUUUAAAUUUUACUGAAUAAAUGACAAAAAAAAAUAUUAUUAAGUGUAAAAAAAAAUAAUAAUUCACAAGAACUAAAUAAAAAGAUUACAAAUUUAUUAUAAAUACUUGUACAUAAAAAUGUUAAAUGUCUUUUUUUUUAAUAACUGAUGAAAAUAAAAAAGUUAUUUAAAAAUUU